ACUUCCUUUGUAAAUUCCGGAACUGUAGUUGAAAGUACGGAAAACGGAAUUGUGCUCCCAGCUGUUAGAAAAAGGCGUACGAGAGGCUGGUGUUUAGAGCUGUUAGUGAAAGCAGUGCUUUAUUGUCCUGCAGUCAGUACUAAUAAAUGCCUUACGGAACAGAUUCUUUUUCCCCAGGGACGGUGACGGGUGGAAUCUUAUUUAUUAGAAGAUUUGUAGCAAUGUAAUGUGAGGGGGACACUCGGUCAUUAGGUAUAAAAUGUGGCUAAAUCCAGAAGAAGUACUUUCCAAGAAUGCGUUAAAGCUUUGGGUGACUGAGAAAUCCAAUUCUUAUUUCGUUUUGCAGCGAAGAAGAGGACAUGGUGAAAGCGGUGGUAAAUUUACUGGCUUUUUGGUUGGUGCCCUUGAUGCAGUGCUGGAUUCAAAUGCUCGUGUUGCACCAUUCCGAAUUUUACUACAGGUUCCAGGAUCCCAGUUUUUUUCUGCUAUAGCGUGUGGUGAGUUAUUCAAUGGAUCUGAAGUUUUCUGGGCAAUAGCAAUUGGUGUUACAGUUGAGGAAAUUCAUAACCAUUGGGAGUGGCUUGAACAGAAUCUCCUUCAUACUCUGCCUGUUUUUGACAAUAAGGAAGAUAUUGCUAGUUUUGUGAAUGGGAAAGUAAAGGGCUUAAUAGCAGAGGAAAACAGGAGUAAACUUACUGAGCAGGAAGAGGAACCUGAGAAGUUUCGAGAGGCCAUGGUAAAAUUCAAGACCAGAUUUAACUAUCCGGACUCUGAGAAACUAAUAACCUACUACUCCUGCUGUUGCUCAAAGGGACGGGUACCUCGGCAAGGCUGGCUUUAUCUUAGUAUCAAUCAUCUCAGUUUUUAUUCUUUUUUCUUAGGAAAAGAAGUGAAGGUCAUUAUCCCUUGGGUUGACAUUAUAAAGCUUGAAAGAACCUCUAGUGUCUUUACAACAGAGACUAUCCGUGUUACCACAAGAAGUAAAGAACGGGAUUUUUUUAUGUUUCUCAACAUUGAUGAGGCAUUUUUAAUAAUGGAACAACUGGCUGAUGUGACUAUACGAAGACUACUAGACAAUGAAGCUUUUGAAGUGGAUCCUGCUCUGCAAGACCCCACCCAGAUCACGAAGAGGUAUCCCUGCCAUUUGAGUCGCAUGUGUGUAAUGAAGAUGCAUUUCAAAACCUGAUGACAACAGAUCCGCAAACACAGGAUGAAGCAAAACAGCAGAACAGACAUUCACUAAAUGAAGAAGCAUUGAUGGCAGUCUUUCAUCAACUAGGACCUGAAAAUACAAACUCCAGUAUUUCUAAAGAGCAAAUAAAGGAACGCUUAUGGCGUGACCACUUUUCUGAAUAUGGGCGAACAGUCUGCAUGUUUAGAACAGAAAAGAUAAGAAAACUUGUGUCAAUGGGAAUCCCUGAAUGUCUUCGUGGAGAACUGUGGCUCAUCUUUUCAGAUGCCAUGACUGAUUUUGCUUCCAAUCCAGAUUAUUAUGCUAAUCUUGUUGAAGAGUCAAUGGGCAAGUGUUGUUUGGCAACUGAGGAAAUUGAACGUGACCUUCAUCGAUCACUGCCUGAGCAUCCUGCCUUUCAGAGUGAAACUGGCAUAGCAGCCUUACGAAGAGUCUUAACAGCAUAUGCAUACAGAAACCCUAAAAUUGGAUAUUGCCAGUCUAUGAACAUUCUGACUUCUGUCUUGCUGCUCUAUGCUAAAGAAGAAGAAGCCUUCUGGCUCCUUGUUGCUGUCUGUGAACGAAUGCUUCCUGACUACUUCAACCAGAGAGUUAUUGGGGCUCAGGUGGACCAGUCUGUGUUUGAAGAGCUUAUAAAGGAGCGGCUAUCUGAACUGACUGAGCACAUUACUGAUUUGUCAGCCCUAGCUUCCAUAUCACUGUCCUGGUUUCUGACCCUCUUCCUCAGUAUAAUGCCAUUUGAAAGUGCCGUGAACAUUGUGGACUGUUUCUUCUACGAUGGAAUCAAAGCCAUCUUCCAAUUGGGCUUAGCUGUUCUGGAUGCUAAUGCAGUGGAACUUUGUAGUAGCAAAGAUGAUGGCCAGGCCUUAAUGAUUCUUAGCAGAAAUUUGGUGACCUAACUGUAGAGCAGAUUGAAAGGAUGCGGUGUAGACAUCGAAUACGUGUGUUACAGAACCAUGAAGAUACUACAAAAGAAAAUGUGCUUCGAGUUGUUGCACCAGAUGUUUCUUUUGAUCCCGAAGAUUUAGAGCAGAUAUAUGAACUGUUUAAGAGAGAGCAUUUCAUCAGCUGCUACUGGGGUGGUAGUAGUCCUGUAAUUCAGCGCCAUGACCCAAGCAGACCAUAUGCUGAACAGUACAUGGUAGACUCUCAGCAGUUUUGCUUCCUUUUUCAUCUGUUAUCAGUGUGGACAUGUGGCACGCACACCCAAGUUUUAGCUCUGAGAACAUUUAGACUGCUAGAUGAAAAUGGAGACAACCUUGUGGACUUCAAAGCCUUUGCUGGAUGUUUGGAUACUAUGUAUUAUGGAGAAAUGAAUGAAAAAAUACAGCUUUUGUACAGACUUCAUAUUCCCCCAGCACUUACUGAAAAUGAUAUCGACAACCACUCACCACUGAAGAAUCCUUUACUUUCAACUACAAGGCCACUGGUUAUUGGUAAAGCAAAUGGUGACACAGUGGACUACAGGAAGCAGUUGAAACAAAUGCUUAAAGAUCUAGCCAAAGAAAAUGAGAAGCCUGCAAAAGAAUUGCCAAAGAUGGCUCAGAGAGAGUUCAUUCAGUUAUGUAAAACACUGUACACCAUGUUUCAUGAAGAUCAGGAAGAAAAUGAACUCUACCAAUCAAUUGCCACUGUCAGUACUCUCCUGCUUCAGAUUGGUGAGGUGGGACAGAGAUUCAGCAGCUCAGGAAGUGUCUGUGAAGAGAUUUCAAAUGAAGUAUCUUCAGAAGCAUCAAACUCUGACCAGGAUUCUGUGUUUUCAGAUAAUGGAAAGCCUGAGCGCAAAAAUUCUCAGCAGUUGCCAGUUCUGGAGUCUGUCUGGAUGGUAUCAUUUGAACAUGUCUUAGCUUCACUUUUAACUGAGCAGUCACUGGUAAAUUUUUUUGAAAAAACAGUGGAUAUAAAAGCAAAACUUGAAUAUGCUAAAUCAAAUCAAUAUAAUCUAAGAACUAAAGGAUCCGUCCUACAGACGUGAUGGGAUUAUGGAUAUGAAACUGAAAUUAGCAGAAAUCAAGGCCUUCAGCAUUACAGAUUUUAUCUAGGCAUUACUGUAACUUGUUUGUUUCUGCUUUAUUCAAUUCUGCAGUUUCAUGUCAUGUUUCUCUAGUCUCCAUUAAUUUCAAAUACUGUUCAAUUCUGCCAUUAACAAAAAAAAAUGUACAGGAAGUACGCCUGCAUCCAAAGCACUUGUUUGAAUUCAAAAAAGUAAUCUAAGUGAAUUGUCUUAUUUGUAGUGAUUGUGUAAUGUAAAGACGAGGCCUAGUGUGUGUGGUUUCAGGUGUUCCUGCCAGUUGUAUUUUUCGCAGCCUGUAUUGUGUUUUGGGAUCACUCAGUUAUUUUUUUUUUUCUCUGAAUGUUUUCAUCUCUUUGCUUACCAACACUGAGCUUCCACUGCAGCCAAAAAUACGAACUUGUUCCUACUCAUGUGAUGAGAGCAGAGCCAUCAUCUAGGCAGCCAACAGAGGGGUAAAUUGUUUUAAGUCCUACCAUUCUCUUUGCAUGCCUGCAAAAGGCCAGUGCAAAGGCUUGUCUUCAACUUUUGUGAAUGAAAUAGCCCCACCCACUCCACACCCAUAUAUGUAAAUUCUUUUGUCCAUUUCUAGCCUCCAUAGAGGACUGUAGGUUGUUUGUGCAUCUCAUGACACAUGCUCAGCCCCUUCCCCAGAAAAUAAGGGCAGUUCUGUCUCAUCACUCCUCUUCCUUCUAUUUGGUUCCCCAGGAUAGCUAAACAAACCAUUUUAUCUUUGUACUCCACAGAGCGAUAAAGGAAAUUCACAUUUGUCAUGUAGUAUCUCAUUUACAAACACUGAAGUAUUAACAGUUUGGCAUGUGCAUCUCACAUCUUUUAAUUUAUGCCAAAAAAUAAUCACAUUUCCCUUUUUUUUAAAACUGUGUUUCUCUGUCUGCCCUGCUUAGUCCUCUAACUGUCCUGUCAGUUAUGUCUGCACACUUUGGAUCCUACAUUUGCUGAUUACCACAAUGUAGUAGUAUUGCCAGAUGUCCCCCUUCUGGCUCCUCUGGGAGUUGACCAUGCUUAACCAAUUAGUAGUGUCUAUGGAGAAAGGGAUUCCCUGGGGCAAUAAGGACAUGGCAGCUGGAAUCCUUCAUGUAUGCAUAGCCAGUCAGAACCCAUAGUACUGUGAAAUGUUACGUACAUUGAUGUUGCAGUACCCCCAUUAAUUAGGUUACCAGCAAGACUCCUGGUCUCCACCAGAUUUCUUACAGGCAGUCGUUACAACUGAAACAUGCCAUGAUAUAGGAUAACUGACCUCAGGUCCCUUAUUCUGUCCUCCCCAGGCCAACUUCAGUAGAGAGCAGAACCCAUUUCCGAACUUUGGCUGCUGUCUGCCCUGAGUUUUGUCAUUUGGUCAAAUAAUUUAUAUGUAUGUAUAUAUAUAUAUAUAUAUAUAUAUAUAUAUAUAUAUAUAUAUAUAUAAAAAAAAUUUUUGAUGGAAUUUUAGUAGCUGCCCUUGCUGAUGGCUGCUGACAUGUUUUAUACAGGAAGGGGUUGUCAUACCAUAGGACUGGUGCCAAGAGAAGGAGCAGCAUACUGGCUAUGGCUUUGCAUUGUGCCUGUUUAACAUUGGAAGUAAAGAUACUGCAACACAAAAAAGCUGCUACUAAAAGAGAAGCUUUUGGUAGCUGAUUCAAAGUGCUCCUCAUUUCUGUUUGUUGUAGUUCUGGAGAGAAACUGAGCCAAAAUAAUUGUUUCAAUGCUGGUAAUUGAAACUGUUUUAAAACUGUUUGUUGACUGUAUAAAGAUUUGUGUAUCACUGCAGAGUAAACUUUAAUCAAAUGUCAGGUGUACAUGGAAUGUGCUUUUGACAUCAGUGAAAAUCUUUUGUGCUUCUUUUUCAAUAAAUACAUUUUCUACUGGUA
Molecule: messenger RNA, 5071 nt
Organism: Protopterus annectens (West African lungfish)
Lineage: Eukaryota; Metazoa; Chordata; Ceratodontiformes; Protopteridae
Gene: TBC1D8
Product: TBC1 domain family member 8
Molecular function (GO): calcium ion binding
Source: RefSeq, a predicted model, not a curated record